Molecule: messenger RNA, 753 nt
Organism: Agrilus planipennis (emerald ash borer)
Lineage: Eukaryota; Metazoa; Arthropoda; Insecta; Coleoptera; Buprestidae
Product: cytochrome c-type heme lyase-like
Exons: 4
Coding region: 5-751 (248 amino acids)
Biological process (GO): cytochrome c-heme linkage
Cellular component (GO): mitochondrion
Molecular function (GO): holocytochrome-c synthase activity
Source: RefSeq, a predicted model, not a curated record
AAAAAUGGGAACCAUCCUGUCUAUUGCUGAAACUACAGCUAUUGAUAUAUCAACAACUGCAAAACAAAAAGAAAGAAAUAUCUCUUAUAGUAGUGAAAAUGUAAGUGUUGAUCUAUUAACAUCAAACACAAAACAACAGAAAGCAAUUCCUAGUGAAUGUCCAAUGCACAAAGCUAGUAAUGUUUCAGAAUGCCCUGUGCAACAUGGAGGAGGAGAAAUUAAUCCUCUCAACAUGAUGCCUAAUGGAAAUCAAAAUCGUUCUCCUGGGCAACCGUUUCCUCUCUCUACAGAAAGGCAACUUUCAUCAAUCCCAAAAGCAAUAGUAAAAAAAGGUGAAACUCCAUAUUGGGAAUAUCCAAGUGCACAAAUGUUCUGGAAUGCAAUGUUACGAAAGGGUUGGAGAUGGAAGCAAGAUGAUCUAAAACCAGCAGAUAUGGAAAGUAUUAUCAAAAUCCACAAUAUGAACAAUGAAAGAGCAUGGCAAGAAAUUCUUACAUGGGAGAGAGCUUUACAUGGCAAAGAAUGUUACAAUCCAAAAUUAAAGAGUUUUGGUGGAAAGUCUACUGAUUACAGUCCAAAAGCCAUGAUAAAUUGGUUACUGGGAAGUGAUCUUCCAUUUGAUAGACAUGAUUGGAUUGUUGAUCGCUGUGGCAAAGAUGUAAAAUAUGUAAUUGAUUAUUACAGCAGCAGUAAAGACCCAAAUAAACUUCCUUACGCCAUUUUAGAUGUUAGACUUGCAUUGAAUAGGUAAUA